Molecule: messenger RNA, 1015 nt
Organism: Sorghum bicolor (sorghum)
Lineage: Eukaryota; Viridiplantae; Streptophyta; Magnoliopsida; Poales; Poaceae
Exons: 6
Coding region: 129-599 (156 amino acids)
Source: RefSeq, a predicted model, not a curated record
AUGGAGGCCGGAGCACAGAGCGCCACGAGGCGAGCAGCCGAGUGUUCCCUAGAGUCCCCGUCUCUCCGCCGCCGUCUGCAACCGCUUCACGUGCCCUAAUCCCUCGCAGGUCCCCUUUUCGACCCCAAAUGGAGCCGAAGAAGUCCUCUGCUCAGCACCAGCCCCAUGCCAUGGAGCCCAAGAAGUCCUCUCCUCGCGGCGCCGGGGCCGCCGCCGCCACCGAAGCCGAGUCCCCGUUGAGCAGCUUGUUCUACCCGCCGGCGCCCGCGGCAAAUGGGAAAGAUCAGGACUUGUACAGCAUUCUUUACAAAGGGCAGAGCGGGAGCGCACAAGCUGGCAUGACAGGUAAUGGUAAACCACAAUGGUCUCCUUCCAAAAGUCGUACUGCGUACGCAAAGGAUGGUAAACAUUCACCGCCUUAUGAUUCAGUUGAUACGUCGUGUUUUGGAUCAUCUGUGCAUUAUGGUGGUCGAGAAUAUUUCUACGGCAGCUCUACAACCAAGAAAGCAUCAGAAUCCUCCACUGAUUACAAAGGGGACAAGAAAGAUCCAGCCGCAGAUUCUCAUGGUGACUGGUGGCAAGGCUCAUUUUAUUACUAAGAGAACCUGGUGGCCUCUCCUUGGAGAACAAGGAACAGAAAGGGGAGGCAGUGAAGCUCUAUUUCCUUGACUGCUAGUAUUAUCUGUGUCAUAGUGGACCCGCUUUCGUCCAAUCCAAUGGUGUUGCCAGUAUUAAGAAGCAUCACCUCACCUGGGCAGAUGUAGUGUGUGUCUUUCAUAGUCUCUGCGUUAGAUGUGCAAUGUAAUGAAGCUGUAGCACAGUAUGAAUUAGAUUGCAUAAAAGUGUCCCUGUCGAUUCCGCCAGUAAUAUGAGCGGUUUGGUAUCUGACUCCUUAGAGUCAAAUGUCUGUACAAGUGGAUCGUCGCUCCAAAGCAAAAAAAUAAUGUGCUGGAGAAGCGGCGAUGACUUGGCAUUGUACACCUUUACCAGUUGGAAUUUGACAGAAGUUUGGGAA